AAGAAAAAAAAUUCUGCAGCCCCUAUUUAUGGUAUUAAUGAAUAGUUAAAAAAGAUUUACACUUCUUAUGAUCAAUAUUCUGAGUUAUUUCCCUCAAAGUAUAUAAUUACAGUGUCUUCAGAGUUUUCAUCAUUGUUUGAGGUGGCAAAACCAUUUGUAAUUUUCAUUAGCCAGUAAACAUGUAAUUAACAUUCAGCACUGUGUUUAACUUAAUUCCUGUUUAAGACAGGGACAAGAAGCAGUCGAAGAGCGUUAGUUCCAUUUGUCAAGUCUGACAUACAUCUUACCAUAACAGUUUCCUAAAAUAAAAGAUCCGUAUUGCCCCCUUAUUCUUCUCUUAAAACAAAACAAAAUGCACACACAUACACACACACACAUACAAACAUACACACACAAAAAAAUCCAUUAGUUAAAACUGUAUUAAACUGCUAGAGGCAGUGUGGUUUAUGAUCAGUUUUUGCUAGUUGCUGUAUUCCUGCUUCCUUAAUUCAUUCUUGGGAGUGCUAAAGGGAGGGGGUGAAUUCAGCAUUCAUUAUGUGAAGGUAUGAAAUGGGGAACCCCUCCCCCCCAAGAAAUAGAUUUCCUCUUCAGGAAAGUUCUAGAACAGCCAUCGGAAAAGGGAGGGAGGCAUUAAGCCACAGGGGAGAGAGAAGGAAAUCAUUCAGGGAGGGGGGACCUGAGUUCAGAGUAGAAGAUGAGAAUUCCAAGAGAUUCCUAGGGAAAAUGUUGACCUCCUUUUUCAAGUCCUAUCUUUGAUCCUGGGUGAAAGAAGACUGUUUGCUAGUCUUGGAGGCUAUUGCUUUUCCCCCCUCCUCUCCCACUUGUGUGUGUGUGUGUGUGUGUGUGUGUGUGUGUGUGUGUGUGUGUGUUUUCCCAACUUGCUUUAGGAUUAGCCUCCAUCCCGCUGGACCCCAAACAGUGGAAUUUGGCUGUGCCUUGGGUCGUCUUGCUCUGCAAUAUCGCCUAGAGUUGUUUCUGCUGAGGCUCUGCCGAUUGCUCUAGCCUGGACUAAACUCAUUAAGUUGGAAGGUUUUUUUUUUUUUUUUCUCUUCAAUUGGACGGGUGUUUUUAAAGUCUUGUCUUUCCAGCCCCAAACAAGGUGUAACAACGCACUCUUCCUUCUAAGGAAUGAGAUGAGAGACAAGAAUCACUCUAGACAUCUCCUACCUACGGUUUGGGUUUUUUUUUUUUUUUCUUAAAGGCGAGGCUUGCAUUCCUCAGCAGCUAUGUUACAAAGCUCCCUGAAAACCUUGUCUCUCUAAAGUUAGUGUGCAGGGGUUUUCAAGGCUGAGAGUGCUUAAUACAUAGCAAAGCACUUCUCAGAGGUGGACGCUUUUUUCCCCCACACCUUUCCUCUUUUUCCCUACAGGCUAGUGCCUACUUUUCUUUCCUUUCCUUUCCUUUUUCUUUUUUGUUAUUUUUAAACUCAGUUUGCACAAUCGCUUAGAUAAACACCGAGGAAGAGAUUCUCUUUAAUUAUCAAAGUCACAUCUUUUUCUGGGGGCCAACAAAGCGUUUUAUUCCACCCACCCCGGCCAAACUAAAGGAGAGUUAUUCCAGUUUAAAAGGAAGAUGCAAGCGGUUUGGGACCUUGAACAAGGCAAAUAUGGUUUUGCGGUGCAGAGGGGCAGGAUGCCACCCACCCAGCCGACCCACGGGCAGUUCGCGCUGACCAACGGGGACCCCCUCAACUGCCACUCGUACCUGUCCGGAUAUAUUUCCCUGCUGCUUCGAGCCGAGCCCUACCCCACGUCCCGCUUCGGCAGCCAAUGCAUGCAACCCAACAACAUCAUGGGCAUCGAGAACAUUUGCGAACUGGCCGCAAGGAUGCUGUUCAGCGCCGUCGAGUGGGCCCGGAACAUCCCUUUCUUCCCUGACCUGCAGAUCACGGACCAGGUGGCCCUGCUUCGCCUCACCUGGAGCGAGCUGUUCGUGUUGAAUGCGGCCCAAUGCUCCAUGCCCCUCCAUGUCGCCCCGCUCCUGGCCGCUGCUGGCCUGCAUGCUUCGCCCAUGUCAGCCGACCGAGUGGUCGCCUUUAUGGACCACAUACGUAUCUUCCAAGAGCAAGUGGAGAAGCUCAAGGCGCUGCACGUCGACUCGGCUGAGUACAGCUGCCUCAAGGCUAUAGUCCUCUUCACCUCAGAUGCCUGUGGUCUGUCUGAUGUAGCCCACGUGGAAAGCUUGCAGGAAAAGUCCCAGUGUGCUUUGGAAGAAUACGUUAGGAGCCAGUACCCCAACCAGCCAACGCGAUUCGGGAAGCUUUUGCUUCGCCUCCCUUCCCUUCGCACGGUCUCUUCCUCAGUCAUAGAGCAAUUGUUUUUCGUCCGUUUGGUAGGUAAAACCCCCAUCGAAACCCUCAUCCGGGAUAUGUUACUUUCCGGCAGCAGUUUUAACUGGCCAUAUAUGGCAAUUCAAUAAAUAAAUAAAAUAAGAAGGGAGAGUGAAACACACAGAAAGAAAAGGCAAAAGACUGAUUUUGUUUGCUUAAUUCCCUUCUGUUCAGAAAGGAUAUAAAAGGAUGUUACAAGUUUGCUUAAAAAAAAGAAGAGAGGGGAAGAAAUUAAUGGACUGUGAAUUUCAAAAAAAAAAGACUGUCAUGAACUUUUACAGAAUGCAUUAAAAAAAAACUCUUGUGUUGGUCAGAACAACUUGCUACUUAUCAUUUUUGUAUAAAAAAGAAAUUAGUCUUUUUUUUUCUUUUUUGGUAAUUUUUUUUGAAAACUAUUGCUAAAAGUGCAUUUAAGGAAAUUGGGAGAAAAUUAGCAGAAUGGAGAAAGUAAGUCUUUUUUUUUUUCCAAAUGAUUAAUUGUCCUGUGUCUAUGUAUCUCUAGCUGUUUUUUUUUAAUUUUUUUUGUACUUUUCUGGUUCCAAACCAGUUUAUUCUGUGGUUCUAUAAUAAGUUUUGAUAUAAUCUUGGCUUCUUAAAAAAAAACUGUGUAUCAUUAAAAUAUAUGUUCUGCAAGAAUUAAAACUGAGUUCAUGAAAAAAAAAAUCAUAGGAAGACAUAAAACGUUUAAAAGAAAACUCAGAGAGGCUGGAAAUGCACUUACAAGAGGUGACCAAAAAAUUGUAGGUGAAAUUAAGCACUCUAAUAAUUAGGAAACUGGAGGAACCACUUACCACAUUUAACUUUCCCCUAUCCUGCCCGCCUGCUCUAUACACCAUGAUAAACCUAGCUUUUUAAAAAGAAAGAGAAUGAACUGUGGAAUUAUUGGUAGACCAGGUGUCCUGGACACAGGCUGAGGUUUUUGAAUUUAAAAAAAAAAAGUGAACUUUUGUAAUUUGAAUUGGGUCUCCCCCUCCCUUAGUUCUUGAAUUGUUAUGAAAAUCCUAUAAUCUGUUUGUAUAUUUGCAAGCCCUUUGUAUUAUAAUUGUUGAUAUUUUUCCCUUUUUAAAAAAAUACCAUUGAAAUCAGCAUGACAAAAUAACACUGUUGGCACUUAUAGGUAACGUGACUGAGUAUCUUAGAGUUUACAGUUUGUGUUUUUGAAAAAAAAAAACUGAAGGUUUUUUUUUAAGUGCAACAUUUCUGUAUACUGUAAAAGUUAUAAUAACUGAACUGUUUGGUCGAGUCUUUGUGUGUUAUAUUCCAAGGAAAAUUGAAAGUAUUCAGAAAUUAAAAUAUUAUUUUGAUAUCUGAAACCUGUUUGGCUGUCCACACUCACUGAUUUUCUGUGGAGAAGAGUCCUCAGUGAGCUCUCACUGAGCCAGGCCCUGGGAGGGGGGGGCUCCGUUUGUUUACACCCCUCAAAAAGGUAGACUAGUGUAUUUGCCUGUUUAAUUUGGGUGUGUGUAGGGGGGGGGGAGGAAGCUAAAGUUAAUGGUUUAUCUAUGGUUUAGAAAGUGCCACACUGAUAUAGAAAGCCGCCCCCAUUCACCUAAUCCUCCUUUUAAUUAAAAAUGGAUUUUCCAGGAGAAA
Molecule: messenger RNA, 3919 nt
Organism: Perognathus longimembris pacificus (Pacific pocket mouse)
Lineage: Eukaryota; Metazoa; Chordata; Mammalia; Rodentia; Heteromyidae
Gene: Nr2f2
Product: nuclear receptor subfamily 2 group F member 2
Exons: 3
Coding region: 1573-2418 (281 amino acids)
Biological process (GO): anatomical structure development; negative regulation of transcription by RNA polymerase II; cell differentiation
Molecular function (GO): retinoic acid binding; nuclear receptor activity; RNA polymerase II cis-regulatory region sequence-specific DNA binding
Source: RefSeq, a predicted model, not a curated record